Messenger RNA from Linum tenue, 324 nucleotides. NCBI's taxonomy places the organism in Eukaryota, Viridiplantae, Streptophyta, Magnoliopsida, Malpighiales, Linaceae. The record is from the annotation of a GenBank genome assembly.
AUGGAUGAGAAGCGAGGAGGAAAACCGAGCAGGUUUGGAACGGACCGGUUGCCGCCACCCCCAAGGCCACCACCGUCCGCACGUCUCCCACCGCCACCCGGCCACCACCAUGCGAGGCGACUAGCGGCGGUGGCCCCUCCUCAUCCGACGAGGCAACGCGAUGGCAAUGCCUUGAAGGUAUGGUGGAAUUCACCGGAUGCCAAGAGGAAGAAGAGGGUGGCACGGUACAAGCUUUACGCCAUGGAAGGAAAGGUGAAGUCGUCUUUAAAGAAGAGUUGUCGUUGGGUCAAGCAAACUUGCUCCAGAAUCAUCCAUGGCUGUUGA